CACAUUGUACUUUUGAAUGUGUCUGCAGAGGCUCAUGACACACACGCGAGCAUGCAGAAAAUCAUUACAGCUAUGAUGCAGGAACACACAUGUGCGAUGAGUGGUGAGGAGAGGCGUCCUUGACAUGUUUGAGUUUCAUUAACUUGGUGCUGUUGGUCUGAUGGUGGACUUUGGACCUGGAGGAACGGAGAGAAGAGAGGAGAGGAGAAGCACAACUCUUUAAUAAGCAGGAGAGGAAGAAUGGGAUAGAGGCAAACUUCUAGCUGAGGACAUGGACUGAGAAGUAUACCAGAUGGACAUGGGCAAAGAGCGACUCACACGGGGACUGCUGCUGCGUCUGGGUGUCCUGCUCACAGCUGUGUGUGUGUGCGUUCAUGUGUACCUGGAAACAGGUUGGCGAGGAGCACCUGCACCCCUGGGACGUCCCACCCAGUCCAGUCAGAACAGGGGCCAACAAAGCCGAACCAAACCGGCAACAGAAGACCAGGACAGAAGCCUUAAAAGAAGAGUCUCAUAUGUCCGAACACUCAAGAAGGACGGCCAAGUUAAGAAGAAGGAUGAAGACAGAGAGGAGCCCUCGCCGCCCUGCUGCCCACCUCUCCGCCCGCACAGAAAGACUCCUCGGUGGCAUAUAGACUUAGAGCCCUGGGCCAGUGUGAGUCAUUCUCUGGAGGAUGAAGCUAAAAGGUUCCUCGACUACAUCACAACACCACAAGUGUCAUGUGCAUCAUUGGCCGGUGGGGAAGCUGCUCAGGAGGGGACCAAAGGAGGCUGGGCUGCGUGUCUGGACCCCAAGUACAGCCUGACCCACAGAAUACAAAGCAAACACUGCAGGGUUUACUCUUUCGGGUUGGGUGUGGAUGAUCGGUCCCUGGAGCGCUCUCUUGCAAAGGCAGGAUGUGAGGUCCACUGCUUUGAUCCCAGUCUGAAGCAGCCUCACCUGCAGCAUGCUGAAAUGUGGCUCCAUCGACUCUCUGUAGACUGGAGGGAUCCCAACCCGGCUAUCGUUGCCCAGCGUCAGUACGCCAACACCAAGAAACUGGCCACCAUCCUUAAUGACUUUGGACACAGACAGGUGGAUGUACUGAAGGCGGAUAUGGAGAGCGCAGAGUGGAAGAUUCUGGAGAACUUGGUUCUUGAAGGAGUUCUGGACUCGGUGGGUCAGCUGUUGCUGGAGCUUCACCUGCACUGGGCAGGCUUUGAGGUGGGCGGAGACGACCCAUCUGUGGUGCGGUACUGGUUCAGCGUGCUCAAGGAGCUCGAGCAUGCCAACUUCCGCCUCUUCCACGUCCACAGCGACCCAGCCAAGCCUCGUCUCUUCCUGCAUAAGAACGUCCUCAACGCCAGCAGUGCUUACACCCUGAGCUGGGUGAACACAGAGUGGAAGCCCUGAGGGAAUCCAGACUGAGUGACUGCACCGAAAAGAGCCGUUAUCUCGGCCAGAGCAGCUUCUGAAUGGAAAUGUACGAGUUUGUGUAACACAGAGUUUGAAGUCGGAGCACAUAUUCUUGCUAGAUCACAGCUGUACAACCACAAACUGCUCUUAUCUAGCCUGACCUUUUUGCAAAGCAGAAAUCCCUGCUCCUACUUAUCCUCCUGCUCUUCCUCUCCUGGCCUGUAAUGACCUCAGCCGUGUAGAGAGGGGGGUGACGUAAUUGCCUCCAGAGGCUCCCUGUGUUCUACCUCAUAGUGGUGGUGGUGUUGGCUGCAGGUCAGCGUCUGAGUCACAGCCACCCCUGUCAUCAUGGUCCUAUAUGAGCUUGGCUCACAGCCGGCCUGAUAUUAGACAACUUUUACAGAUUACAAUAGGCUGCACGGACCCUCAGACCACACCUCUUAAAUGUUCAGUGUCGAGGAUUUAGGGGGAUAUAUUGGCAGAAAUGGAAUAUUAAAUAAUUAUUGUUUUCUCUGGUAUGUAAUCAAGCUAAAAUAAGUCUUUUCGUUAGCUAAGAAUGAGCCGUUUAUAUCUACAUAGGAAGUGGUACUCCAUGGAGAUCGCUGUGUUGCUACAAUAUCCCAGAACAAACCAACUAAACACUGGCUCUAGAUAGGGCCAUUCGCAUUUCGUGUCGGCCACUGCAGGUAGCAGCCCUCUCUGCUUUAUUGAGUGUUUUUACUGGUUUAAAUCACUGGGUCCGUUUUAAGGCUGCCCCCCAAUGGUUGACCAAAUGUUAGUCAAAUCAGAAAGGUCAUAAGUUGGCAAGAUUUCAAUGGUCACUUAGUCGCAGAA
Molecule: messenger RNA, 2230 nt
Organism: Epinephelus lanceolatus (giant grouper)
Lineage: Eukaryota; Metazoa; Chordata; Actinopteri; Perciformes; Serranidae
Gene: mettl24
Product: methyltransferase like 24
Source: RefSeq, a predicted model, not a curated record